AUGCUCAACCUUUCGAUGUUGCAUGACUAUUACCCUGCCUUGGAAAGAUUCAAACACGCCUGGACCAAGCAUGUGGUGUGGAUCGCAUGUUUCUCCGCCACCUCGCCAAUUCCAGCUCGACCGCCUGGCCUGAUGAGUUUGUGCAAAAAUGAGCGUGGUUCCAUCACUGGCGUGGCUGUGCUUUCCGUUGAUGGCACCUUUCCACCUGAAGUGCGAGAAGAUCGUGAUUUGAGCAGGCGCCUUCUGAUUGAGGACACGUCUCCGAAAGACCCCAGCCGGCUGACCAGACGUAGAUUUCGCCAGGUCGUCCUUUCCAUGGAAAACUGCCCCCAUUUGUGGAUGGAGCCCGUAGACGUAUUUCCGCAGUUUGAGCCAAGCGACUUCAAGGGCGAUGAGUUGAUGCAGCUGCUGCAUGUCCAUUUCCGCCUUUCGCAUGGACUUCCAGCCCUUGUUGAGACCUUCAGUGAUGAGCUGGCGCAUCUUUUGGCCUCCAUGCUGCGCCUGAAAUUCGAGGAGUGCAAUCCAGAAAACGUGCGAGGCUCCCUUGCGCUCCUCCCCUUGGCGCGGAGCCCCCCGGAGACCAUCUGGGCGCGUGUGGAGACUGCGCAGCGUGAAGCUGCGGUAAACGGUUUGCCGUGGCCAGGGAGGUUCAUCUUUCUUCUGACGCCUUGA
Messenger RNA from Effrenium voratum, 672 nucleotides. Lineage: Eukaryota; Dinophyceae; Suessiales; Symbiodiniaceae. The record is from the annotation of a GenBank genome assembly.